AUGCAUUUACAAUCUCUAUUCGUUCUCGCGGCCACCCUGCCGUUGGCUUGGACGCAUCAGCACCAUGGUGGCAUUGGCCGCCGGUCGGAACAGGCUCCGAUGAGCCAGCCGGGACUCUCCAUCAACGGCAUCCCAUACAGUACCCGGGCGUAUUGGAUGCGCAAGGCCAAUCAGGCCUUGUUUGAUGUGCUCGGUGAUGCGUGCCCAUUCGCUGCGUUUGGCACCGUUAUCGUGAACCACACGGUCGACGGACUCGGGGAUUUGGUGUGCAUUGGUGCCAAUACCAACAAGGUCACUGGUAACCCGACACUACACGGUGAGAUGGCCGCUAUCCAAAACUGCAGCGAAAUCUUUACCGACCCGUCUGGCCCGUACAAUAUGACGGCAGCAGAAGCCCUUGAUGCCUUCUCCCAGCUGUCGUUGUACACGAAUGCCGAGAGCUGCCCAAUGUGUGCAUCUGCAAUCCAGUGGUCUGGCUUUGCUGAAUACAUAUAUGGAACGAGUAUCGACACCUUGAUUGAAAAGGGUUGGGGCCAGAUUCGCAUCGGGUCAAUGGAAGUCUUUCGCCAAUCGUUUGACAUGGGUACUACGACCAGGCUCAUUGGCGAGGUACUAACGAAUGAGACGGAUCCUUAUUUCUUGUGGCAGUAUGACCCCAGCUAUAGUUGUCCCGAGGGGUGCAGUCGGUCUGGAAGUACUUGCAGCAAUACGCCCACCACGGCGUGA
Messenger RNA from Pestalotiopsis fici W106-1, 726 nucleotides. RefSeq lists its product as uncharacterized. Gene Ontology annotation, molecular function: guanosine deaminase activity. The record is from RefSeq and is a predicted model, not a curated record. NCBI's taxonomy places the organism in Eukaryota, Fungi, Ascomycota, Sordariomycetes, Amphisphaeriales, Sporocadaceae. The transcript is spliced from 2 exons. The coding region runs from base 1 to 726 and encodes 241 amino acids. Gene Ontology annotation, biological process: purine nucleoside catabolic process.